Molecule: messenger RNA, 3307 nt
Organism: Mandrillus leucophaeus (drill)
Lineage: Eukaryota; Metazoa; Chordata; Mammalia; Primates; Cercopithecidae
Gene: VPS11
Product: vacuolar protein sorting 11 homolog (S. cerevisiae)
Exons: 16
Coding region: 133-2958 (941 amino acids)
Biological process (GO): endosome organization; organelle fusion; vesicle-mediated transport
Cellular component (GO): endosome; HOPS complex
Molecular function (GO): protein-macromolecule adaptor activity; protein binding
Source: RefSeq, a predicted model, not a curated record
UCCCAGCAGCGGGAAGCUGUCACCCGGACUCUAGAGAUCCUGGGCCCAGGGGCUCCCGGAAGCUGCCGACCACGUGAUUCGCUGGCUCAGCUCACGUGACAAAGCUCCCGGAGGUGGGGGCCCUCGGCCAAAAUGGCGGCCUACCUGCAGUGGCGGCGCUUCGUUUUCUUCGACAAGGAGCUGGUGAAAGAGCCGCUGGGCAAUGAUGGGGCCGCUCCCGGGGCCACACCUGCUUCUGGAUCCGCUGCUUCCAAGUUCCUUUGCCUCCCUCCUGGCAUCACUGUCUGCGACUCAGGCCGAGGGAGCCUGGUCUUUGGAGAUAUGGAAGGCCAGAUCUGGUUCUUGCCACGUUCCCUACAGCUUACAGGCUUCCAGGCCUACAAACUACGGGUGACACACCUGUACCAACUGAAGCAGCACAAUAUUCUGGCAUCUGUUGGAGAAGAUGAAGAGGGCAUCAACCCCUUGGUUAAGAUCUGGAACCUGGAGAAGAGAGAUGGUGGCAAUCCACUCUGCACUCGAAUCUUCCCUGCUAUUCCAGGAACAGAGCCAACUGUUGUAUCUUGUUUGACUGUCCAUGAAAAUCUCAACUUUAUGGCCAUUGGUUUCACAGAUGGCAGUGUUACAUUGAACAAAGGAGACAUCACCCGAGACCGGCAUAGCAAGACCCAGAUUUUGCACAAGGGCAACUAUCCUGUAACUGGAUUGGCCUUUCGCCAAGCAGGAAAGACCACUCACUUGUUUGUUGUGACAACAGAGAACGUCCAGUCCUAUAUAGUUUCUGGAAAAGACUAUCCUCGCGUGGAGUUGGACACCCAUGGUUGUGGCCUGCGCUGCUCAGCCCUAAGUGACCCUUCUCAGGACCUGCAGUUCAUUGUGGCCGGGGAUGAGUGUGUCUACUUGUACCAGCCUGAUGAACGUGGGCCCUGCUUCGCCUUUGAGGGCCACAAGCUCAUUGCCCACUGGUUUAGAGGCUACCUUGUCAUUGUCUCCCGUGACCGGAAGGUUUCUCCCAAGUCAGAGUUUACCAGCAGGGACUCACAGAGCUCCGACAAGCAGAUUCUAAACAUCUAUGACCUGUGCAACAAGUUCAUAGCCUAUAGCGCCGUCUUUGAGGAUGUAGUGGAUGUGCUUGCUGAGUGGGGCUCCCUGUACGUGCUGACGCGGGAUGGGCGGGUCCACGCACUGCAGGAGAAGGACACACAGACCAAACUGGAGAUGCUAUUUAAGAAGAACCUAUUUGAGAUGGCGAUUAACCUUGCCAAGAGCCAACAUCUGGACAGUGAUGGGCUGGCCCAGAUUUUCAUGCAGUAUGGAGACCAUCUCUACAGCAAGGGCAACCACGAUGGGGCUGUCCAGCAGUAUAUCCGAACCAUUGGAAAGUUGGAGCCAUCCUACGUGAUCCGCAAGUUUCUAGAUGCCCAGCGCAUUCACAACCUGACUGCCUACCUGCAGACCCUGCACCGACAAUCCCUGGCCAAUGCUGACCAUACCACCCUGCUCCUCAACUGCUAUACCAAGCUCAAGGACAGCUCGAAGCUGGAGGAGUUCAUCAAGACAAAAAGUGAGAGUGAAGUCCACUUUGAUGUGGAGACAGCCAUCAAGGUCCUCCGGCAGGCUGGUUACUACUCCCAUGCCCUGUACCUGGCAGAGAACCAUGCACAUCAUGAGUGGUACCUGAAGAUCCAGCUAGAGGACAUUAAGAAUUAUCAGGAAGCCCUUCGGUACAUCGGCAAGCUGCCUUUUGAGCAGGCAGAGAGCAACAUGAAGCGCUAUGGCAAGAUCCUCAUGCACCAUAUACCAGAGCAGACAACUCAGUUGCUGAAGGGACUUUGUACUGAUUAUCGGCCCAGCCUCGAAGGCCGCAGCGAUAGGGAGGCCCCAGGCUGCAGGGCCAACUCUGAGGAGUUCAUCCCCAUCUUUGCCAAUAACCCGCGAGAGCUGAAGGCCUUCCUAGAGCACAUGAGUGAAGUGCAGCCAGACUCACCCCAGGGCAUCUACGACACACUCCUUGAGCUGCGACUGCAGAACUGGGCUCAUGAAAAGGACCCACAGGUCAAAGAGAAGCUCCACGCAGAGGCCAUUUCCCUGCUGAAGAGUGGUCGCUUCUGCGAUGUCUUUGACAAGGCCCUGGUCCUGUGCCAGAUGCAUGACUUCCAGGAUGGUGUCCUUUACCUCUAUGAGCAGGGGAAGCUAUUCCAGCAGAUCAUGCACUACCACAUGCAGCACGAGCAGUACCGGCAGGUCAUCACCGUGUGUGAGCGCCAUGGGGAGCAGGACCCCUCCUUGUGGGAGCAGGCCCUCAGCUACUUCGCUCGCAAGGAGGAGGACUGCAAGGAGUAUGUGGCAGCUGUCCUGAAGCAUAUAGAGAACAAGAACCUCAUGCCACCUCUUCUAGUGGUGCAGACUCUGGCCCACAACUCCACAGCCACACUGUCCGUCAUCAGAGACUACCUGGUCCAAAAACUACAGAAACAGAGCCAGCAGAUUGCACAGGAUGAGCUGCGGGUGCGGCGGUACCGAGAGGAGACCACCCGUAUCCGCCAGGAGAUCCAAGAGCUCAAGGCCAGUCCUAAGAUUUUCCAAAAGACCAAGUGCAGCAUCUGUAACAGUGCCUUGGAGUUGCCCUCAGUCCACUUCCUGUGUGGCCACUCCUUCCACCAACAUUGCUUUGAGAGUUACUCGGAAAGUGAUGCUGACUGUCCCACCUGCCUCCCUGAAAACCGGAAGGUCAUGGAUAUGAUCCGGGCCCAGGAACAGAAACGAGAUCUCCAUGAUCAAUUCCAGCAUCAGCUCAAGUGCUCCAAUGACAGCUUUUCUGUGAUUGCUGACUACUUUGGCAGAGGUGUUUUCAACAAAUUGACUCUGCUGACUGACCCUCCCACAGCCAGACUGACCUCCAGCCUGGAGGCUGGGCUGCAGCGCGACCUGCUCAUGCACUCCAGGAGGGGCACUUAAGCAGCCUGGAGGAAGAUGUGGGCAACAGUGGAGGACCGAGAGGACAGACACAGUGGGACCUGAGCGGGCGUUACACAGAAGGCUGGCUGACAUGCCCAGGGCUCCACUCUCAUCUAAUGUCACAGCCCUCAGAACUAAAGCAGACUUUCUUUCCCUGCCUUCUUAUUUAGCCAGCCUGCCAUCCCUCCUCUUCACUAGCAGUGUAGAUCAUUCCAGAUCAGUGGGGGAGGGCACCUCAGCAACCUCUGAGUGUGGACAAUAGCUGCUUUAUUCUCUAUCCAAGAGCACCAGGCUGUGCUUGGGUCCUUGCUCGCAGAGUCUGUAAAUAAAAGAAUAUAAUGAUUUGGGA